This is a messenger RNA of Pogona vitticeps (central bearded dragon), 4202 nucleotides long. It is a transcript of the gene MBTPS2, whose product is annotated as membrane bound transcription factor peptidase, site 2. Gene Ontology annotation, cellular component: cytoplasm; membrane. NCBI's taxonomy places the organism in Eukaryota, Metazoa, Chordata, Lepidosauria, Squamata, Agamidae. The record is from RefSeq and is a predicted model, not a curated record. Gene Ontology annotation, biological process: regulation of response to endoplasmic reticulum stress; membrane protein intracellular domain proteolysis. Gene Ontology annotation, molecular function: protein binding; metalloendopeptidase activity.
AAGUCUCCCUCUCGGCACAUGAGCGCGAUAGCGGCCAGUUCCGAGCAGUGUUUUGUUCCAGCCGGUGCAGACAAAUCCCUGGGGUGAAGUCCAUUGCUCGUUCAGUGCCAGUUUUGCUGUGACUAAUAUGAUUCCGAUGUCCGUCGUGGUUUGCGUGCUGGGCGGUUGGAGUGCCGUCUAUUUAGCCGAUACGGUUUUAAAGUCAUCUUCCUCUCUGAAGGCAGCUUAUGAGGACUGGCUUACAUCUCAUGGCCUGACUGUUUCUCCAUUCCACAUGCGGUGGCAGACAUCUCUUUUCAACCGCCAGUUCUACAAUUGGGGAAGAUGGAAACCCAGAUUCCUUUAUCUAUGGUUUAGCAUGGGAAUGAUUUUCGGCAUAGCUGCUAUGUUUGGUUCUGUUGUUCUCCUUGGAAAGACACUGAUGCAGACCCUCUCGCAGAUGCUAACUGAGGCUCCCACAGGUCAGAAUGAUCAGAUGCUACAGGUCGUGGUGCCUGGUGUCAAUCUUCCCGUCAGCCAGCUGUCCUAUUUCUUCAUCUCGAUCCUCAUCAGUGGUGUCAUACAUGAAGUCGGCCAUGGGGUGGCAGCUAUUCGAGAGCAGGUUCGGUUCAACGGCUUUGGAAUUUUUAUAUUUAUUGUUUAUCCAGGAGCAUUUGUUGAUCUGUUCACCACCCACUUGCAACUCAUUUCUCCAGUCCAGCAGCUAAGAAUAUUUUGCGCAGGAGUCUGGCAUAACUUUGUGCUUGGAAUUGCCAGCCUUGUGGUUCUCUUCUUAUUGCCAGCUGUUCUUUUUCCAUUUUAUUACACUGGUGCAGGGGCACUUGUCACUGAAGUAACAGAGGACUCUCCUGCCAAUGGGCCCCGAGGCCUUUUUGUUGGUGAUCUUGUCACCAAUCUGGAGGACUGUUCAGUUCAUAGUGUGGAGGAUUGGAAUUCCUGCUUGGGAAAGAUUUCUCGAAUGCCACAAACAGGCUAUUGCAUAAAGGCAUCAGUACUACAACAAUUAAGCUACCCAUCUAGAGGUUUUAAAAGACUUGAUGGCACUAUUGAGUGCUGUAGCAACAACAGCCUUACAGAUAUCUGCUUUUCAUACAGCAAUAAUUUGAACAGCCACCUGUAUGCUUGUCUGCCAGCACGGAAAGCUGUUGAGGCCAGUCAGCUUUGCAGAACUAAUAUGGAUUGCCAAAAGGACUUUGUUCCAACUUUGUGUGUGACACCUUCUUUGGAAAACCAGACAAGGUUCAUUCGGGUGAAGCAUCCUCCUCAGGCUGAUAUGCUAUUUGUUGGUCACCUGUUGCAUCUCCAGUACACAGUGAGCGUGAGCAGUUUUAUACCUCGACUCAACUUUCUCAGUAUGGACCUGCCUGUGGUCAUGGAAACAUUUUGCAAAUAUCUGAUUUCACUCUCUGGAGCACUGGCUGUGAUUAAUGCAGUGCCUUGCUUUGCUCUGGAUGGUCAGUGGAUAUUGAACUCCUUCCUGGAAGCGACUCUUAGCACAAUUAUUGUUGAAAAGCAAAACAGAGAACUUGUCGGCUUCCUAAUAUUGCUUGCUGGCAGCGCACUGUUGGCUGCAAAUGUGGCACUCGGACUCUGGGUUGUGACAGCACGAUAGCAUAUGAAUUCCUUUUGGCACCUGCUGAUUUGUGUUGUAGUAUAUAGAAAACUGUGAAUGGUGUUGCCUUCUAAAUUUGUAUGUACAUGUAUAUGUAAUAGAAAGAGAAACCGCUUGAUGCUGAUUACACGGCAGAAAGGAUGACUAUCCUGUGAACUGUAAUUAAUCCAAGAUUCAUGAGCUGUGAACUGGAAUUUUAAAACUUUUUUAAAAAUUUAAAUCUUCCUUGAACAAGGAGGGUUAAAAGAUGUAGCUUACUUAAAUUUCCAAGCAGAAUCAUUGCUUAUCACUGGUGUCUUGUGUACUGGAUGGCGGUGGUGAUGAAUCUCAUAUACUUUCAAUGAGAUGAACAGAAUUGUCAUCUCACUUGCCAGUACAUACAUUUUCUUGUGUACAGUAUAUGUUUGGAUUCCAUAAAGCUGUUCAGAUUCUCACUUGGUAUUCUGAAACAUGGUAUCAUUUUAGUCAAAAACUUACCCACACAUUUUGAAGGGGGGGGGAAACUCAAUGAAAAUGACAUCUGAUUGUAACUGCACAUAUGUUCUUUUCAAGGUGGCCUACCUUUAGUUUUAUUAUCUGAUUUUCUGAAGGCCACAAGCAGUCCUGAAAGCCUCUCCCCUUGCCCCUGCAGCAAGAGGCUGCUUGUUCUUUGAGCCAAGGAGAAGCUUUAGUGAAGAGAAACACUUGGUAAGUUGGACAUGGCCCAUAUGGUAUAUUUACCUUACCUCUGAUGUUGGGGGGGGGGAACGCACCCUUUAAUGUCUUCAGUAUCCUUUGAGAGGUCUCUGGGAGACAUCCUCCCACCCAAAUCGGUACAUGUAAGAACUUUGUGGACGUCAGCUGUGCACACAGAGAAUGUUUCUUUCCCUACAGUUAUUCUUAUUACAUUCUUACUACUGAAAUAGUGUUUGAGAAAAACAGACAUGUGGUUCAUUCUUUGAUUGAAAAGAGUACUAUAUUUUGACUCUUCAUGCUGGAACUCAAUUAUGCAUCUUGCAUCAUUAGGAUUGUUAUUGUGAAUCCUAUUUUUUCAGAUUUUUCCCCUUUGUAUAUCUUUGUGCUUUUCAUAUUUUAUAUCAAUAUUUAGCAUAGUCCUUAUAAUUCCUGUGUUGAGAUUCUUUUCAGCUACAGACAUCUGACUUGCUGAACAAUCCCACCCAAACAUUGGCCAAAAUCCUGUGGUUAAUGUAGUAAAUUGGUCAAGAGUAGGCCCGUUAAAGAGGUCUGGGGAAUCAACUCUUCUAUAAGUUCCAUUGAUUCAAGUGGGUCUAACUGUGAUUUAUUGUGCUAAAGUAGAAUAAGUGGAAGUUAUGGAGGAAUUGAUUGACUAAAUCACCAUGGAUUAAUGGGUCUACUCUGGAGCAGCUAACUACACUAAGCAACAGGAUUUUGGCAAUUGUUUGUUAUAUCAUAAUGCUAAGAUGCUUUUUUAAUGUUCUCCUCGAUGUGGCGAUGGUUGAUCGGAUGACCUGCAUCUGCUGUUUGCCAAAACAUAUGGAAGCUGUUAGUGGGUAGAGGAAUGUAAGUUCUAGCACCUCACUCCCUGGCCUUGUGUUGAGCAGUAAGUUGUGCUUUCCAGGAACCCCAGCUGCAGCAACCAAUUUGUUUGCGUUCAACUAAAUGUUAGCAGAGCAUCCCUUCACACUUGCCUGUUCAGCACAGCUAAUGAGUACAAAUACCUAAUGAGCGAGGCCAGUGUGCACAGUUCUAUUCCUCUACUUACUUACAGAACUCUGAAAAGGCCUCACUUUGAUACGUUCAUGAGAAAAAUGCUGGGCUUCCAUUUUGUCCUUCAAAGAAGUCAGUGGUUCCCAACCUUGGGUCCCCAGAUGCUCUUGGACAACAAGUUCCAGAAAUCCUGGCGAGCACAGUUAGUGGCGAAGGCUUCUGGGAGUUUUAGUCCAAGAACAUCUGGGGACCGAAGGCUGGGAUUCCAAGAUUUUUGCAGUAGCCUUUCUUUCUCUUUCAGAAUUGUGAAAAAAAUUUCCAUUGCUUAUAUGGGAAGCAAUAGGUAGCCCUCUUGGUGAGAUAAUCUGGGCUGCAUCCAAAGUAUGACCACUCUCUUAUUGCUUAAAAAAAAAUAUGAAUUUGACACGAUAGGCACUCAGUAUUCUUAAAAUCUUGUUAUCUGAUUUUUACUUGCAAUGAAAAAUAUUUGUUUCAGGAAGAUGACGGUCAAACUUUUCUGUCUAGACAAACCAUUGUAUGAUAUGCUGUAUCGAUUUAAGACAUAAAGGGUAUGCUGAAGUCUCUAUGUUGAAAGCAGAGUAUUAUUUCUAAAAUUACUUAAGGUGUGCCCUUAUAAUUCAUGCUUCAUUGUAAAAAUUUGUAUCUGAUGGAAAUGCACUGUUUGAUAUUCAGACAGGCAGUACCUAAUUUAUGAUGAAAUCCUAAGCACAAUUGAGAGUAAACUCUACUGAAUUCAUUGGGUCUUUUUCCUAAGAAUACAUGCUUAGUCUUUCACUGCACAAUUGGUCAUAUAGAGUUAACAUUUUUAUUUCUAUGGAAUGACCUGCUUGUGAUUCAUGUAAAGAUAAAAUUGAAUGUUUUCCCUGUACUAGGUUACAAAAUAAACAUUAGUUGAAACUCC